This is a messenger RNA of Ornithodoros turicata, 1051 nucleotides long. RefSeq lists its product as uncharacterized. The record is from RefSeq and is a predicted model, not a curated record. The transcript has 6 exons. Bases 80 to 979 code for a protein of 299 amino acids. NCBI's taxonomy places the organism in Eukaryota, Metazoa, Arthropoda, Arachnida, Ixodida, Argasidae.
AGAUGUGGUUCAUACGCGCCAUCUUGUUGAUGAGUUGGAUGGUGAUGGGUCCGUAGCACAGCCUUCAUCAGUGCCCGACAUGUUCAUCGUGGCACGCUUCAGCCUCAUGGAACUCCUAAAGGUGUGCACCGUGUGCUCAUCAUCACCCACAAACGUGCAGCUCACAACAAUGGGAACACUUGCAAGAGCCACAAUCACUUGCGAGAAUGGCCACAGGAACCAGUGGGCAAUAUUGCAAUGUGCUCGGCAAUCCUUUUCUCUCGUAGCAUCAUCACCAAGUCACUGCGCCUGUUCGACAUCAUGGGCCUUGCUCAUAUACAUCGGAGUCAGUACUUCCUCUACCAGAAGUGCUCUUUAUUUCCAGCAAUACAAGAUGUUCAAAGAGCUAGCUGGCACAUCACAGGAUUCUCCUGAUCAGUCACAGGUCUGGGAUAAAGAACGGGCAGCAGUGCUGGAGAAGCUGGGGGACAGGCCUCUGCACCUUGCUGGAGAUGCACGUUGUGAUUCUCCUGGGCACACCGCACUGCACGGCACAUAUACGAUAAUGGAGACCACGAUCAACAGGAUUGUACAGUUCGAAGUAGUUAAGGCAACAACCGUGUCUGCCAGCUACUGCAUGGAACAGAGGGGGCUCGAGCUUUGCCUUGACUACUUCACAGCUAAAGGGUUGGUCGUCGGCACACUGGUCACUGACAGGCACUCACAGGUGAAAACUUUUCUGAAGGACAAGCACCCGAGUACCAGCCAUCGUUUUGAUGUGUGGCACGUUGCAAAAGGCAUCAAGAAAAAGGUCGCUGCAGCAUCACAAUCUAAGAAGCACCGAGUUCUUCGACUGUGGUGCGAAAGCAUAAUCCGCCACCUAUAUUGGUGUGCGCGCACCAGUGACAGUGGCGAUCUCAUGCUUGCUAAGUGGACGACGAUCAUGCGGCACGUCAUCAAUAUACACACCCAUCCAAAUAGCCUGCACCCUGAGACAUGAUUUCACCUGAGACUCAAAUACAAAGAGCUUCCAGUUUUUCUAUUCAUUCUUUGGGACCUGUCAAUAUUAUGU